AACCGGCGGGGGUGGGUGCGCUCGGAGUUCGGCUGCGCAGCCUGAGCGCGGGCCGUUGUUGUAGUGACCGGGGGGCGCCGCCGCUGUGGCCGACGGUUCCGGGAGCCGCACGGUCCCCCCUUCCCCCCAGGCCCUCCCAGCCGCUGGAGGCCGGCGCGGACCCCUGCCGUCCAUGGCCUCUGCCCCGGAGGACCCGGUGCUGGAGCGCUACUUCAAGGGCCACAAGGCCGCCGUCACCUCCGUGGACUUCAGCCCCGUCGGCAAACAGCUCGCAACUGGUUCUUGGGAUACGUUCCUCAUGCUAUGGAAUUUCAAGCCUCAAGCCCGAGCUUUCAGAUAUGUGGGCCACAAGGACGUCGUCACCAGCGUGCAGUUUUCCCCACUCGGAAACCUACUGGCGUCGGCUUCACGAGACAGGACCAUCCGACUCUGGAUUCCAGAUAAGAGAGGGAAAUCCUCGGAGUUCAAAGCCCACACUGCCCCAGUUCGGAGCGUGGACUUUUCAUCUGAUGGCCAGUUCCUCGCCACUGCCUCAGAAGACAAGUCCAUCAAAGUAUGGAACAUGCACCGCCAGCGCUUCCUGUACUCUCUGUACCGACACACACACUGGGUACGGUGCGCCAAAUUUUCACCUGAUGGAAGAUUAAUCGUUUCGUGUAGUGAGGACAAAACUAUUAAAAUUUGGGAUACCUCAAAUAAGCAGUGUGUCAACAACUUCUCAGAUUCAUUAGGGUUUGCAAAUUUUGUGGAUUUUAACCCUAAUGGCACGUGCAUCGCUUCAGCUGGUUCUGAUCACACGGUAAAAAUCUGGGAUAUAAGAGUCAACAAAUUACUCCAGCAUUAUCAAGUUCACAGCUGCGGAGUUAACUGUAUAGCCUUCCAUCCGUUGGGAAACUACCUCCUCACUGCUUCCUCUGACGGCACGAUUAAGAUUCUGGAUCUCUUAGAAGGAAGGCUUAUCUAUACACUUCAAGGACAUACGGGUCCCGUCUUUACUGUCUCAUUUGCCAAAAGCGGAGAGUUAUUUGCUUCAGGAGGCGCUGACGCGCAGGUCUUGUUAUGGAGAACCAACUUUGAUGAAUUGAAUCAUAAAGAUCUUACUAAGAGAAACCUCAAAAGAUUACAUUUUGACCCAGCGCCACAUCUCUUCGACAUUUACCCAAGAGCACCACAUUGCCAUGAGGGGAAGAUUGAAACUGUGGAAAUUAAUCCAAAGCUUGAAGUAAUGGAUCUACAGACCUCUACACCCCCUGUUGUGGAUAUUCUUUCUUUUGAUUCUUCCUUGACAGCAGAAACCGUAUUUAGAACUCUGCCGGACAAGGGCGAAGAGAUCUGCAAACACUUCCUGAACCCUUCUCUGAUGUCACCAGGAUGUUCACCAAAGCCCUUGAAAAAGAGAACAGAGGACGUGAGCGACAUGCCCUCGGAGAGCCAAAGAAGCGUGCCGCUCGCCGUGGCCGAAGCCCUGGAGCACAUCAUGGAGCAGCUCAAUGUGCUGACACAGACUGUUUCAAUCUUGGAGCAGCGACUGACUCUGACAGAAGAUAAACUGAAAGACUGUCUUGAAAACCAGAACAAACUCUUCAACGUUAUACAACAGAAAAGCUGAACAGAGAAGAGCGGGAACAGAGGCACAGGAAAUGGACACACACACAGGCACUCAGGAAGGCCGUCCAAGGCGCCUCCCGAAACACAGCCAUGCCUUGAGCAUCACGGCGGUUUUUUUAAAAGACUGAGCAUCAGGAUGCAAGAUUUUCGAAAAGCCAAACUGACAGACUAAUUUCAACACAGAGAUCAGUGCCAAGGACCAAUCCGAAUCAUCACCAUUCUGAUUGUAGUAAUAAAGUGAAAAAUCUUCAAAGAGACUGUUUCUCCCUCCCCUCCCCGUUAUUUUAAAAGUUGUUUUUUUUUUUUUUUCAAUUAGAGUCUAAAUCCUGCCAGGAGAACAACCAGAUCUCUAGAUUUCAUUAUUGAACACAGAAUUCCAGUUUGACCACUUCCUUAAAGCAGUGAAUGUAUUUCUUUAGUGAACAACACCCUGGGGGUGAAGCAAUUCACAUCACUGAAAACAGUGUCUUGAAUGCAGAGAAUCUUGACUUGCAGUCCAGCUAAAUAUAUAUAUUCCUUCUUAACAGUGUCUUUAAAAUGUCAGUCCUCUGAAAUUCUCAGUUCACAGAAUCUCCACAGUAGAAACACACUUUCACUAGAAUCAGCACACACAUGAGACAGCCGGUUGUGUUUUUGUUUAUGGCAUACAUUUUUUUUUUGGAUCCUUGCACCAACAUGAAAGAAAAUGAAGUGAAAAUACGUGGAGCACCUGUAUCGUUUCUUUUGUAGGUAAAUGCACUGAAUGAUGAUUUGGGUUCUGACUGCACCUGGGAGCUUAGUUGACAAAAGAUCAUGUUAUGUGAUGUGACAGCAGUCGUUCAAAAUAUACCUCACGCGUGUCUUCACUUGCUUCUCAAAUGCAGUUGUUGCCCAGGGUGAUUUCUGGCAGCUGAAUAACAAGUGCCUUUAAAAGAAAAAAAUCAUAUUUGCAUCAUCAUCUUCCUGUAGUGUUAUUAUUGUUAAAUGAAUUGUGAUUUGCAGCACGAAUGUGACAUGAAAGGUAUCCGACAAAGGUCUUGGUUACCAAUUACGAUGAACUUAAACAAGAGAUUGAGUGGAAGAGAAACAGAUGAAUUUGAGCUUCCAGUCUAUAUAGACCUAUAUUGAGAAGCAGACGGGAGAGGGCAGUUCACGUUUGUAAUUAUAUAAGGUAAUGGGGGGGGGGUAGGGGAGGGAUGCUAUUUAUGUUUCUGGAAGAGAAAGUGGUGUCCUAUUUAUAGAGAAGUCUGUGUUUGGAAUUUUUCUCAAAGCAAUUUCAGUCUAAGAGAUGGACUUUUUUUAACAAUCAUCUUAUUGCGUGUUCUAAGUGCCUUUUUAUAUUAUACUAAGUGUGAACCUUUGGAUAUUUUCAAGAGUUUAUAAAGACCAAGUGGCAUUGUAUUUUUAUAACCUCAUUGAGAAGACUAAGGAAUGGAAUGUCAUACUGAUUUUGAUUCACUUUUGAUACGCUUCAAACAAUAAAGACAUUUUGCUUUUUUUUUUUUUUAAAGAAAGUAUCUUUCUCUUUAAACAAUUAAAACCUGAAUUGAUUAUACUAAA
Erinaceus europaeus (western European hedgehog) is the source of this 3147-nucleotide messenger RNA. RefSeq names its product POC1 centriolar protein B (gene POC1B). Gene Ontology annotation, biological process: cilium assembly. NCBI's taxonomy places the organism in Eukaryota, Metazoa, Chordata, Mammalia, Eulipotyphla, Erinaceidae. Gene Ontology annotation, molecular function: protein binding. Bases 173 to 1609 code for a protein of 478 amino acids. Gene Ontology annotation, cellular component: centriole; ciliary basal body. The transcript has 12 exons. The record is from RefSeq and is a predicted model, not a curated record.